UAAACAUUACCAUCUCAAUCGAAGAGAAAGAAAUGGAAGGGUCAUCCUUUGCCAAUAAAGAGGCUGAUGAGAGCUGUACUGCAAUGAUGUCUGGAAAAGUUGCGGACAUUCAUACAGAACUGAAGAACAAGGAGAAGUACAUGGAAUCCUUGAAAACUGAACUCGGAACAGCUAAGGAAUUGGAAGCGAUUUUGGCCGAAAAAGAAGCUUCAUUUCGUAAAUUGAAAAAUGAGUUGAUUCAAUUGAAAUCCUUUGAAUCCGAAGCAAUAGAUUUAUUGUCUCAAGGGAAGAAGAGAAUCCAUGAAUUGGAGGAAGAAAUCGAGAAAAGAAAAGAAUCCGAGAAGAAGAUAUAUGAUUCUUUCGUUGCUAAAUCAGAAGAGUAUAAGCAAACCCAGAUUUCUCUGGAGAAAUCCAAACAAGAAAUCAAGUUCCUCUUGGAAAACCUGGAGAAAUCUGAAGGUUCGCCCGAGGUUGCAUCACAGAGUUCCAUGGGAGAUGGCCAUUUAGAGAGGCUCGAAUCCGAGAUUCAAUUAACAAAAGAAAACUUACGCUCUGCAUUGGAGAAAGAGAGAGUUUGUUCAUUGAAGGCAAAGAGGCUAGCCGAGGAAGUGGACUCAUUAAAGAGUCAACUCAAAUCCACCGUUGAAGCCGAAGAAAACAACAAAAAGGCCAUGGAUCAUUUAGCCAUGGCGUUGAAGGAAGUGAAAGACGAAGCAGAUGAAACCAACGAGAAACUCCUUUUCACAAACCUUGAGCUGGAGAAAACAAAAGGGGAAGUCCAAGACUUGAAGCUUCAGCUCAGGAGCAUGGAGGAAAAGUAUAUCGAAUCAAAGAAAGAAACGGAGGUAUUCAAAAACAUUUCAGAAAGAUUAAGGGUUGAAGCCGAAGAAACCCAAUUGGCAUGGAGUGAAAAAGAAAAAGGAUUCGUCGAAUGCAUAAAAAAAGUUGAAGAUGAAAGGAAUGCAGCACAAGAGGAGAGCAAAGCAUUGCUUGAAUCACUCAGAGAAGCUGAAAACAUGAACCUAAAGGCCAGGGAAGAGAAUCAGAAACUGAGGGAUAUCAUGAAACAAGCCAUAAUUGAAGCAAAUGUAGCCAAAGAAGCAGCUAUCAUUGCCAAGGAAGAAAAUUCACAGCUCAAAGACACAGUUGCCAAGAAAGACGAAGCUUUGAGUAUCCUAUCACAGGAGAACGAAAACCUUAAGAUCAACGAAGCAACAACAGUCGACAACAUCAGGGAUUUGAAGCUGUUGUUGUGCGAUGCAAAUUGUGAAGCUGAUGAUCAAGAGCGACUUAAGAAACAAAAAGCUGCAGCCAAUUCUGCAGAUAAGGAUCACAAAGAUGAUAAAGAACAACAGGGCAAGAAAUCAAAACAUAAUAGAUCAAAAAGCGCUUGUUUGAACUUAUCAUUCCCAAAUUACAAAAAUAAGGAUGCAGAUGAUGAUUCCAAGCUUCCACAGAGAGUAAGUUAUGGUGAUUCGGACUCCGAUUUCUCUGAUGAUCCACUUAAAGGCUCCAUUUUUUAUACUACUGUUAAAUCCCCAAAGACUCCUUCAACAUCAAGCUCAAACCAUCAAAGGAAAAAGUCUUCUUUGACAGAUGAGGAAGCGAUGAAUGGCGAGGAGUUUGAGCACGUUGAUACAAGCAAUUUCGAUGAAGAAAUUGAUAGGAGCUCUAGGAAGAAGAAAGCUUUGUUAAAAAGGUUUGGUGAUCUUAUAAGGAGAAAAAGUUUUAUAAGACUAGAACAAGCUUCAGAUUAAAAAUGCUGUUGUAACGAAUGUGACUUUCGAUUU
Molecule: messenger RNA, 1790 nt
Organism: Hibiscus syriacus
Lineage: Eukaryota; Viridiplantae; Streptophyta; Magnoliopsida; Malvales; Malvaceae
Product: WEB family protein At4g27595, chloroplastic-like
Exons: 2
Coding region: 33-1757 (574 amino acids)
Source: RefSeq, a predicted model, not a curated record